This is a messenger RNA of Stegodyphus dumicola, 843 nucleotides long. RefSeq lists its product as uncharacterized. NCBI's taxonomy places the organism in Eukaryota, Metazoa, Arthropoda, Arachnida, Araneae, Eresidae. The record is from RefSeq and is a predicted model, not a curated record.
AUGCCAUUGGACAGUGAAUCUGCAUCUACUUCAAAACUUGAAGCUAGUAAAGUGAGUGUUAAGAUACCGCCAUUUUGGGUAGAGAAACCUGAAAUGUGGUUUUUCACCGUAGAGGCACAGUUUAAAAUCAGUGGAAUUACUUCCGAAGACACAAGAUUUAAUUACCUGGUUGCACAACUUGAACCCAAAUUUAUAGAAAACAUUUGGGACAUCAUUCGAGACGACACGCCAAACAAAUAUUCAGCCGCUAAAGAAAGACUUCUGAGCACUUUUAAAGAAAGUGAAAACAAACGCAUCAAGCGAUUGCUAACUGGACUAGAAUUGGGAGACCUAAAGCCCAGCCAACUACUCCGAAAAAUGCGUGCCCUUGGAGAUGCUGAUGAUGUGUCUGAAAAAAUUCUGAGAACCUUAUGGAUGGAGAAACUGCCAGACCAAGUAAAAAACAUUUUAAUUGUUAGUGAUGAAGGUACUGAUAAGUUGGCCACAAUGGCCGAUAAAAUUCUUGAGAUGAAUCCCCGGAUAGAGCUUGCGAGUGUGGUCCAAGAAGCUGGCCCAUAUGAUAUGUUGCUAAAAAAAAUUUCUUCACUUGAGCAACAAAUUGCGACUCUGAGUGUUCAACACACAAGAGACAGACGACGAAGUCAAAGCCAUCAAAGAAAUAGGAGCCGCAGCAGAUCCCGCAAGCGUUUUGACCCAGAUGGAAAAUACUGUUUUUUCCAUUUCAAAUUUGAAAAAAAAAAUGCUACCCUGAUAAAUGCAAACCUCCCUGCAGUUGGAAGCAGCCGGAAAACUGCAACUAGCAGUAGAAUCAGCGGCAAGCCCUGCUGCUACUGGAAACAUUAA